GAAGUGCCUCGUCAAGUCUGAGGAGGCUUUCUUCGAAUGUGUGAGACGAGACAAACUGUCCAGUGCAACCGGUCACACUUCCUCGCACUGGGAGUCUAUCCAGAACAUGCUGGCUCGACGAAUUGGAGGCUGGCCGUCGUAUAAUAUCAUCAUUACUCUCGGCCAGAUGACUUUGCUCACUGUUCAAAACUACCAGAACGACAUCCAGCUAUAUGUUCUCAGCGCUGUAUUCAUCUUUCGUUUGAUAUACGAUGUUCCGCUUAAAGCCUUCUGUCUACGUUCUUUCUGCUCCCUGGCUCUUCUAUGACAUGGCAUUCUUUUUGAUUGGCAUUCCGUCGUUAUCACCGAAACUUCGAGAAAUUCAUGCCAUCUUCUCGGACACUGCCACUUGGUCAUAUGCUGUCGCUUCUGCUGUUGCUUUCAUAUUUUUCGCCUUGAACUUUGGAGAGGAAGCGAUUGUCGAGCUCCGUCAGCCGAAAAUAACGUCGCUAACUCCAGUGCUUGUAUAAGUGCCAGGUGGUGUAGCCUGCCGGAAUGAACUGGCAUCACGAGUCCAGCUGAGCGAACUCGCUGUUCGCUUCCUAUGGUCGUUUUCUUCUUCCUCCACCACGUGCCACGUCGAGUGCGUCGUACCUCGCAACUCCUCACUCGCACCUACAGCUUUCUUUCGACCCACCCACUGGCCACUCCUUUUUUCGUCUUCGCACCCUCAGUUCAU
This is a messenger RNA of Suillus discolor, 718 nucleotides long. RefSeq lists its product as uncharacterized. Gene Ontology annotation, cellular component: fungal-type cell wall. The record is from RefSeq and is a predicted model, not a curated record. The transcript is spliced from 3 exons. Gene Ontology annotation, biological process: fungal-type cell wall (1->3)-alpha-glucan biosynthetic process. Gene Ontology annotation, molecular function: alpha-1,3-glucan synthase activity. The coding region runs from base 252 to 509 and encodes 85 amino acids. Lineage: Eukaryota; Fungi; Basidiomycota; Agaricomycetes; Boletales; Suillaceae.